AUGAGAGGUGUAGACAAGGCGGACAUGUUAUGUGCAUUACAUCCUAUUCCAUUUAGAAGUAAAAAGUGGUAUAUACGUAUAGCAUGGAGAUUGUUUGAUCGAAUGGUAAUAAAUUCUUGGCUUUUGGCUAAUCAUCUUGGUAAACAAAAUGUGAAUUGGAAAAAUUCGCGAUUGUGUGACUUUAAAACAGAAAUAGCUUGUACUUUAUUAAAAGGAUCAGUAGCUUUACAACGACCUGCAUUAGUACCUAUACAAAGGCGUCAACAUUCAGGCUCAGAUACUGACGAAAAUAAUCGAUCUAAAUCAGAUAGAAAAAAGCGAGAUUUAACUAGAACUAUACCGCGUAUAUUACGAUAUGAUGGUAAUGAACAUUGGCCAAAAUUUGUAAAAUCAAGAUUACGUUGUAAAUAUGAAGAAUGCGAGUUGAAAACGCAAUGGACAUGUUCUAAAUGUGAGCUACAUUUAUGCAUUCAACCACAACAUAACUGUUUUGUAGCUUUUCACACGAAACAAUAA
Messenger RNA from Didymodactylos carnosus, 516 nucleotides. The record is from the annotation of a GenBank genome assembly. NCBI's taxonomy places the organism in Eukaryota, Metazoa, Rotifera, Eurotatoria, Philodinida, Philodinidae.